AUGCGGCAGGAUUGGUGGCAAUCAAAUGCUGGCAGGGCACAGCAGAAGCGGGAAGGCAGGCGUUUAAGCGUCAAGGUGGUAUCAAAGCACCUUUUGGUUGAGAUUGCCCUGGCACUGGCAAACCUAAGGAGGAGGGCGAAGCGCGUGGACGAUUGGGCAGCUUAG
Messenger RNA from Fusarium verticillioides 7600, 165 nucleotides. RefSeq lists its product as hypothetical. The transcript has a single exon. The record is from RefSeq and is a predicted model, not a curated record. Lineage: Eukaryota; Fungi; Ascomycota; Sordariomycetes; Hypocreales; Nectriaceae. Bases 1 to 165 code for a protein of 54 amino acids.